AUUGCCCAUAAAAACUCUUGGAAUUGGCAGUGCCUGCCAGAUCUGAGACUUUCAGGAGCCCGCGAGAAGCUGGGUAAUAAUCACAAGCCUUUGAGUUGCAAUGACGACAUCUUUUGCUAUCCUUUGUCUAUCAAUUGCUAUAAUUGAAUGCAUGGCAGGAAUUCUAGGAAAUGGAAUUAUCUUGGCUGCCAGUUCAUUGAGCUGCAUUGGGAGCAAAACAUGGCCCCCAUAUGAUAUGAUCGUGAUCUCGCUGAGUUCAUCUAGAUUAAUUUUGCAGUCAUGGAAUACACUGAAUUUCCUAAUGACUGUAUUUUACAAACCCUUCAUUUAUACCGAAAACGUGUACAUAGCUUCCCAGACAAUUUUUACCUUUCUGAACUACUCCAGCCUCUGGUUUGGAGCCUGGCUUAGUGUCUUCUAUUGCAUCAAGGUUGCCAGUUUUACACAGUCUUUCUUCAUCUGGCUGAAGCUGAGAAUUGCCAGGCUGGUGCCCUGGAUGCUGCUCACAUCAUGGCUCUGCUCCUUCACAGCUGCAAUUCCCUUCACCUGGCAUGUCUACAGUGUGCAUGAGAACAGCACUGCUCCUUCAUCCAUGACAAACUCUUCAGCAUGGACAACCACAAAGAAUGACAGACUGACUUUAUUGAUUUAUCUCUGGAAUGCAAGUACACCUUUGCCUUUAAUACUGUCUGUUGUUUCAAGUGUACUGCUGAUUUGGUCUCUGUGGAUCCACACCAGACGCAUGCAAAAUAAUGCAAGCGGCUUCAGGGAUCCCAGCUUAGAGGCCCAUAUGAAAGCCAUCAAGUCAGUCUGCUCCUUCCUUGUCCUUUACAUUACAUAUUUUAUUUGCUUGCUUCUCCUCUACUCCAGAGUUUUUUCACUUUUAAGUGAUGAGGAAUGCAUGUGUAUAGUUAUAUUGGCUGCCUGUCCUACAGGACACACAAUGGUUUUAAUUUGGAGCAAUCCCAAAUUUCGAGAGCUGCCAGCUAGGAUUUGGGACCACAUUAACUGUCCUGUCAGGUCUAUAUCCAUAUAAAAGAUCAUGAUUUUGUCUUGACUUUCUAGUUUAGAUCCAAAUCAAUUAAAAUGAAGUUGUCAGAAAUAUAAAAUAAAAGGCACUGGAAUUAAUAGAUUAAUUAAUAGGCCCUUGAUAUGGAAUCAUGAAGAGUGCAAAUUUGCUUUAGUUGGAUGUGAGUCUUAUUUUGAAAAAUUGUACAAGUUGUCUCCUAUUUGCUACACUUUCCUUGCAAAUUGCCAUGGUUGCUAUAGAA
This is a messenger RNA of Melospiza melodia melodia, 1271 nucleotides long. Its product is annotated as taste receptor type 2 member 40-like. Gene Ontology annotation, cellular component: membrane. Bases 101 to 1036 code for a protein of 311 amino acids. Gene Ontology annotation, biological process: G protein-coupled receptor signaling pathway; detection of chemical stimulus involved in sensory perception of bitter taste; sensory perception of taste. The record is from RefSeq and is a predicted model, not a curated record. NCBI's taxonomy places the organism in Eukaryota, Metazoa, Chordata, Aves, Passeriformes, Passerellidae. The transcript has a single exon. Gene Ontology annotation, molecular function: G protein-coupled receptor activity; bitter taste receptor activity.